Molecule: messenger RNA, 1527 nt
Organism: Marchantia polymorpha subsp. ruderalis
Lineage: Eukaryota; Viridiplantae; Streptophyta; Marchantiopsida; Marchantiales; Marchantiaceae
Source: the annotation of a GenBank genome assembly
CUGCAGCAGCAGCGCGAGCCCGAAACGCUCGAGCGCCCCCCCUCUCCCUCUCGCUCUCUCUCUGUCGCCAAUUCGUGUGCUCCUGAAGCCUCCAUUGAUUUAUUCGUUGCUGCUCGCGCUCUGGCGGCAGAUUCAACGCGUGAAGCUCUGAUAGCUCUCUCGCUGGCUCCUCAACGCUUAAAUCUCAGUGCUGGGCGUGCGGGAGUGAGUCUUGGCGUUCGUUCAUAUGCGACUUCUGUCUUGAAGCGAGCGGGCGGAGUGCCUCGGCGUCAUUUGAGUUAGCUUCGCUUCCGGCUUCCUCGGACCCGGCCGUCACAUCCCAUACUCGUUGAGCUUGUGGUUUGAGUUGAUCUGUGGAGCCGGGGGUUACUACGGUUGCUGUGCGGGGCCAAGAUGAAGCUUAAUUAUGGAAGAAUCGUGACAUUGCCGCUGCUGCUUCUGAACUUCGCCAUGUUCAUCAUAGUUCUUGGUCUUUCGGGACAUUUCUUGAACGACGCCAUUGGCGGCAGUGCGGGUGGAAACGGGGCAACAACGUUCUUCAUUACAUUCGCCUUGGUAGCUGGUGUCGUGGGCUGCGCUUCUGUUAUUGCUGGCUUGUACCAUCUGAAAGUCUGGAAGACUGAAACAUUGGCAGCCACCAACGCCGUCACAUGGGUGUCUUGGGUUCUCGUGCUGCUCGCAAUGGGGCUUGCUUGGAAGGAAAUUCACAUUGGCGGAAGGAGCACUAAACAUAGGGUGUUAGAGGCCUUCGUGAUCAUUCUCAGCUUUACCCAGCUGCUCUACCUGAUGAUGCUCCACCUGGGAGUUUUCGGAGCCACCAAGUUCGGACCAACUUACGGAGAACCCGUGGUUGCAAGCGACGUCAAGGUGACAACCCCCGCGACGACGGCGUCCCCAGCGGCAGCGUCCGCUGUCUAAGUGGCUGCACGACCUGGUCAAACGAAGAAAUUCCUGGAAAAUCUCAUAUCUUCGUGAGCUCUGAGAUACUCGUCGUCGAAGGGAUGAAAACACUUUCAUCGAUUUCUGUGGAAUUACUUCAUCAUACUUGGAGUCUUUCACCUUGUUUAUCUUCUUUCAUCUCUUGUCUAUAUACUUAAGAUACUCCCCUGUUCUGUAUAGCUGCAGAACCUGUUAAGGGGAGCAGUAGCUUACCCCUUUAGAGUUACAGCAUGUAGCAAUUGUUUAUGUCAUGGGGAAACACAUCAUAUUCUGUAAUCAGUCAUCUGCAAGGACUAUCUUCGACGUUGCCCAGGAUCGAUAGAAGCUGCGUUUGCGGGGCAUUACAACACGUGAUAGUCGUCACCAUGUUUAGAAUAGACCUGUCUGAAAAGCGAUCAAACAGCUCUCUCCAACUCAUGUCACGUCCGUGCUCGCGAAUUUCCUCUCAUAGAGUUUCCAGCACGUAUCUCUAUUUGUCAACUUCAGCGUCUGGAAACUGAGCGAGCGCUCUGGGUCGAUGCUUUUUUCGACGUGCUCUUCUUUGAUGUACUCUAAUUGAUUAAUAUCAAUCGUCGCCGGUUUCAAAUA